Cornus florida is the source of this 1055-nucleotide messenger RNA. RefSeq lists its product as uncharacterized. The coding region runs from base 29 to 817 and encodes 262 amino acids. NCBI's taxonomy places the organism in Eukaryota, Viridiplantae, Streptophyta, Magnoliopsida, Cornales, Cornaceae. The transcript has a single exon. The record is from RefSeq and is a predicted model, not a curated record.
UGAUGAAGUGCCAUUCGCCUUCAACAAGAUGAAUGGAUUCUCCACGGUUGACGGUUUUGUGGAGUUAAACGAGUGUUUGGCAGAGAUGAUCAAGUAUGUGGCUAAUGAACCCUCAGUAGGGCUUUUCUAUGUUCAACAGCAUACCCAGAAUGCAGUGCCCAACCUCGUCAAUCUCAAGAAUAACAUUGUGGAGAAGUCCCGUGAGAUGAAUUUGCAUGCGCAAGAUUUGGAGGAUUCUAUAACCAUGGCAAGCUCAAUGAAAGAAUGUGGCUUUCCCGUUGCCGAUGAGAUGAUUAAAGACAUUAAGAAAUCUCUGGCUAUCAUGUCAACAAAACAACCAAAAAGUGGGAGCCCAAGGUCAGGUUUUCGAAUGGGAAGAACUAGCUCUUGGGGUCCAUCUACCUGGGGUCGUAAUGCAGCUUAUUCACGACAGGAUGGUGAAAAGAGUGGUAGUUAUCUGUCAACAGUUUUAAAGUCAGCAAAGCAAAAAGCCAGCAAUUUCAAGUGGCCUCAACUUGAUUCUAUAGAACCAGGAGAAACCAAAGGCUCUUCUCUGUCGUAUUCUAGCCUACCAGCUACCGGCACCACUUUAACUCUUCCGGUCUCACAAGCAGAUGAAUUGCCCCCGUCAAGUCAAAUUGCCGAUGAACUACAAGAAAAAGAAUUACCAGUUGAUGUAAACUCAUCGAGUCAUCAAUUAGUGUCAUUGUCGGAGAACUUUGAUGACUUCAAAGCAAAUAAAGAAGCAAAACUGGAGGAGUGGUUAGAAGGGGCCGGCAAACAGGAUGGUCGCACGGGAGGAACUGGUGAUGCGUAAGGGCUAUAUUUAACUAGAACUUUGGCUGCUGGAGAAACCUUACCUUGUAAAUGGCUUGUAUGUUUAUUCUUGGUUGGCGCGAUGCUAAAAGAUGACCGUUCCUUUGCUGUUCUAGGUGAAGAAUAUUUGCCUUGUAACUAUUGUAUUUGCUGUUACAGUGAAUAAAUUACUUGUAAAAUUCUUGUACUCGAAUUUUGGAAUAUUCUUUACAAAUUGUUAAUACAGUUUUUUUCUCGAA